AUCGCGGGUAGUUUUGUGCAUGCGCGGAGGGGAGGCACGCAGGCGCGCGGCGGCCGCGGCAGUCGCAUGCCAGCCGUCGCCGCGAGCGGACGUGCCCGCCGCCCUUUGCUUCAGCCGCGGCGUCAACACGCGAUAAAUGGCGCCCCAACCGGGACCUCCUUCACGCGGGUGAUUUGUAGGGGGUAGCGGUCGGCCGCGCAUAUCACACAUGCUGACGAUAUGGAUACAGUAUGGCCGCGGCACAUUGGCUCAACUCGCUCGGAUGCCUGUCUCUGUCCCUGCUCUGCCUCUUCGCCACUACUCUUCAAGUCACAAGCGUGACCGCGGCCGAGCCCCCGCAGCCCGCGGGCGCCGCCCUCGCCGAUGCCCCGCCCACUAAGCUUCCAAAGUGCGACCGCACGUUCGUGAGUCGCGGCGGCGCCACCAACGGCACCUUCCACGCGCCGGAGCUGGUGAACCCCAACAACCAGUCCCGCCAGUGCCUCUACACGUUCCUGGCCGCUCCGGGGCAGCGCGCGCUCGUCUCCUUCCGCACCUUCGACCUGCGAGGGAAGCCGCCAGAUGGCGCAGCCGUGGGGGAGCUUCCAACAUGCAUGCACGAGUACAUGGACAUCUACUCGGAGAUGGCGUCGCUGGAGGCGGGCGAGCUGGUGAACUCGGCGUUCGGCGGGCGCUACUGCGGGCCCAUCCCGCCCCGCCGCCGCGUGUCGCUGCACCGCGCCGUGGCGCUCUCCUUCUUUACCGACAACAACUACACGCCGCCCACGCUCUUCACCGGCUCCUAUGAGUUCAUUAAUUCUUCGGAAUUCGAAGUGGGCACCCCCAUCCCGAACACCAUGUGCUCGUUCCUGAUCGAGGCGAGCAAGCGCAAGACGGGGCUGCUGCUCUCGCCCACGUACCCCGGCAUCUACCCCAAGGACGUCACGUGCAACUACCAGUUCGUCGGGCAACCGGGGCAGAGGAUCCGACUGGAGUUCCGAGAUUUCGACCUGUUUUUCGGCGGGCCGCAUUGCCCGUUCGACUGGGUGCGCGUGUACGACGGGCCGGACAACACGUCGGCCGUGAUCGGCACGUACUGCGGGCAGCAGCGCAACCUGGUGCUGUACUCCAGCGACGAGCGGCUGCUGGUCACGUUCUUCUCACUGCCGCGCGCGGCCAACACGCAGAACCGCGGCUUCAAGGGCAUCUUCGAGUUCUCCGAGAGUUUUGUUAAGUUAGAUUUUAUAAGCAAACACGACGCCGAGCACAUCCGAGGUUCCGAGUGCGACCAGAAGAUCCUCAGUAAAAAGGAGUCCACGGGCUUCGUGUACCAUCCAAAUUAUCCAUUCCUCUAUAUACAAAAAGUUGUUUGUAGAUAUUUUAUAUAUGGCAUGCAAGACUCACAAAAUUUAGAAAGGGUGCGAUUAGAGUUCCAGAAUUUUUCUAUACCGAAAGGAGACAAACCGAAACCUGACACAAACUGCCCGGACGGCUACCUGAAGGUCUACCUCCGCGGCCAAGAGGCCACAGACUCUUACGACAAGCAUGACGCGGAGCUGUGCGGGGAGGGCGCCGCCGGCCCGCCCGCCUUCCCGCCCCCGCUCAUCUCUGACGGACCCCGCCUCGUCAUGGUGUUCAGCUCGGGCGAACUGCAGGGACGGGGGUUCAAGGCGAAAUAUACUUUUGAGACUGAAUACCGGGUCCCAGGCACAGCGGCACCGACUGGCGAAUGCUCGUUCACGUACCGCUCCGAGGCGAAGAAACGCGGCGAGUUCAACUCCCCCCGCUACCCCUCUAACUACCCCUCGUACAUGAACUGCACGUACACUCUGGAGGCGACGCCCAAUGAACAGGUCACGGUCGUGUUUGAUCACUUCAAAGUGAGGGCUGACGCGUGGAAUGCGACUGCUGGACUUUAUGGCGGCGCCACCUGCAGCGAGGACUGGGUGGAAGCGUGGUGGACGGGGCGCGAGGGCUCCCGGGUGCCGCUGGGGCGCUGGUGCGGGCUCGCCACGCCCGGCCCGCUGCAGUCGCCGCGCGGAGCCCUGGGGCUAAGGAUAGCCCUGCACACGGAUUCGGAGAAUGUGGCUUCGGGGUUUAAAGCCAGAUAUGUGUUUGAGCCAGCCAAGUCCAUAUUCGGCGACUGCGGCGGCAACAUGUCCGGCGCGGAGUGGGGGGUCAUAACCUCCCCCCGCUUCCCUCUUUCCUACGAGCCCCCGUCAAGGGGCGCCGCGUCCCGGGUGUGCAACUGGUUCGUGACUGCGAGGCCCGGGAAACGAUUAUUGCUCAACUUCGAACACUUUGCCGUGGAGGGGCAUCUCACUGAGCGCGGCUGCCCGGCGGCGGUGCUCAGGCUGUGGUACGAGAGCCCCGGCCCGCCGCUCGAGCUGUGCGGCGAGAAGGCGCCCGCCGACCGCUGGCAGUACCUCUCCUCCUCCAACUCUAUACGAUUAUCAUUUAUAAUAGCGGACAAGUCAGUAGGCGCGGCGGGAUGGCGCGCGGUGUGGACGGAAGUCACAGUGCCGGAAGCGGGCGCGUGUCCGCCCAACAUGGCGGCGUGCGCGGGGGCCUGCCUCCCCCCCGCCGCCGCCUGCUCCGCGCUCGCGCACUGCGCCGGCGCAACGCAAGAGCGGCCCAAGCACUGCGCCGGCAUCAGCGAGAUCACCGCGGAGUGGGGCUGGGCGUGGUGGUGGCUGAGCGGGGGCGGCGCGGCGGCGGCGGGCGGGGCGGCGGCCUGGCUGCGGCGCCGCCGACGCCGCCCGCGCCGCCCGCCGCCGCCGCCGCGCCCGCCGCCCCGCGCCCGCCCCGCGCGCCUGCCCGACGCCUGCGCCGCGAGGCUCGCCGCGCUCGACACCGUAUGACGACGCGCCCGCGCCCUGACCGCGCCCCACACUCACAUAGGGAAAUACACUACCUAACUUUAACAUA
Plutella xylostella (diamondback moth) is the source of this 2907-nucleotide messenger RNA. RefSeq names its product tolloid-like protein 1. The record is from RefSeq and is a predicted model, not a curated record. NCBI's taxonomy places the organism in Eukaryota, Metazoa, Arthropoda, Insecta, Lepidoptera, Plutellidae. Gene Ontology annotation, cellular component: plasma membrane.